GGAUGAUGGGCCGCCCGGUGCUUGUGUUGAGCCAGAACAUAAAAAGGGAGUCUGGGAGGAAGGUCCAGAGUGGGAACAUCAAUGCUGCAAAGACUAUUGCAGACAUCAUUCGCACAUGCCUUGGGCCCAGGGCUAUGAUGAAGAUGCUGCUGGAUCCCAUGGGUGGAAUUGUAAUGACCAACGACGGCAAUGCAAUUCUUAGAGAGAUCCAGGUGCAGCACCCAGCUGCCAAGUCUAUGAUAGAAAUCAGCCGCACCCAAGACGAGGAGGUUGGCGAUGGGACCACUUCUGUUAUCAUUCUGGCUGGAGAGAUGUUGUCGGUUGCGGAACAGUUCUUGGAGCAGCAGAUGCACCCUACUGUGGUUAUCAGCGCCUAUCGGAAAGCCCUGGACGACAUGGUCAGCACCCUGAAGGAGAUCAGCACCCCAGUCGAUACAAAUGACCGCGAGCUGAUGCUGAAGAUCAUUAACAGUGCGGUCAAUACCAAGGCGAUCAAGCGCUGGGCGGAUAUGGCCUGUGGCAUCGCUCUGGACGCCGUAAAAACCGUCGAAUUGGAGGAGAACGGCCGAAAGGAGAUCGACAUCAAGAAAUACGCCAAAGUGGAGAAGAUUCCCGGGGGGAUUAUUGAAGACUCCUGUGUUCUACGGGGCGUCAUGGUCAACAAGGACGUCACUCACCCCAAGAUGCGGCGCUUGAUCAAGAACCCUCGUAUCGUUCUCCUGGAUUGCUCCUUGGAGUACAAGAAGGGGGAGAGCCAGACAGAGAUUGAGAUCACGCGCGAGGAGGACUUCGCCCGCAUUCUGCAGAUGGAGGAGGAGUACAUCCAGCAGGUCUGCGAGGACAUCAUCCGACUCAAGCCCGACGUUGUCAUCACUGAGAAGGGCAUCUCCGAUCUGGCUCAGCAUUACCUGGUGAAGGCCAACAUCACGGCCAUACGCAGAGUCCGCAAAACUGACAACAACAGAAUAGCAAGAGCCUGUGGCGCUCGCAUAGGCAGCCGCACAGACGAGCUGCGCGAAGAAGACGUCGGAACUGGCGCCGGGCUCUUCGAAAUCAAGAAGAUCGGAGAUGAGUAUUUCACCUUCAUCACCGAGUGCAAGGACCCCAAAGCCUGCACCAUUGUCCUGCGCGGAGCCAGCAAAGAGAUCCUGGCAGAGGUAGAGCGUAACCUGCAGGAUGCCAUGCAAGUCUGUCGCAACGUGGUCAUCGACCCUCACCUGGUGCCGGGGGGUGGAGCUGCCGAGAUGAGCGUGGCUCAUAUCCUCACUGAGAAAUCCAAGACCAUGACGGGGGUGGAGCAAUGGCCGUACCGCGCAGUGGCCCAGGCCCUCGAGGUCAUACCCAGGACUCUCGUACAGAACUGCGGCGCCAGCACCAUCCGUGUACUCACGUCUCUGAGGGCCAAACACACACAGGAAGGCUGCCAGACCUGGGGAGUGGAUGGGGAGGCCGGAGUUCUGGUCGACAUGAAGGAAUUGGGCAUCUGGGAGCCGCUGGCUGUCAAGCUGCAAACCUACAAAACUGCAGUGGAGACGGCCAUUCUGCUGCUCCGCAUUGACGACAUCGUAUCGGGCCACAAGAGAAAGGGAGAAGACCACGGCAGGCAGCCGGCAGCCCCCGGCCCACAGGCCCCCCCAGAAGCAGAAUGAGGAGGGAGAGUAAAGGACGGAACGGCGCCGGCGUCCCACCGAAGCACUUGAACAGCUUUAUUUUAUUUUUUUCAUUAAAGCUGUUGUCUCCGCCCACCGCCUCUGUAUCCGCAUCCUGGCAGGGCGGAAACGUUCUAUUUAUUACGGUGUGGGAGGAGCCUGACGGGAGGCUUAGGGGAGAUUGUAAGAGAAACAUCUAUGUAACGAUUCGCUACCGACAAUAAAACUUCGUUUGGAUUCCA
Molecule: messenger RNA, 1891 nt
Organism: Xenopus tropicalis (tropical clawed frog)
Lineage: Eukaryota; Metazoa; Chordata; Amphibia; Anura; Pipidae
Gene: cct3
Product: chaperonin containing TCP1 subunit 3
Biological process (GO): protein folding
Cellular component (GO): cytoplasm; chaperonin-containing T-complex
Molecular function (GO): ATP-dependent protein folding chaperone; ATP hydrolysis activity; ATP binding
Source: RefSeq, marked provisional